UUUUACAGCACUGUAAUAGCCACUGAGUGAGUGUGGGGAAUGAGACGGUCAUUUUGGCUUCAGGACUUAUCCUGUGCUUUUCUAGAGUUGUAGAUGAUUUGAGUGAAAUUGCAGUAUUCACUGCUGAAGAAGCCUUCAGUCUGUACCUGGAGGGGGUGGAAACACAGAAGAUAGCUGGAAACCUCAUCAGCAGAUGCAGCUCGUUGUUUUCUCUCACUGUGGAGCAGAGACAGGAGACCCCUGGUGGCAGCUCUGAGUAUUGCAGAUCCAGGCUGCACUUGUUUGAUCUCACUGGGGGAGAACGGAAGGAGGAUUUGAACGGGUAGGCAGGUGCUAACCCCUUGCUGACAGUAAUGGAAUUAAAAGACAGCAACUCAAUGCCUGUCCAUGGACUGCUGCCCAUGCUGCUGUAUCAAGGACUGGAAGGGAACAGUUAUACAGUCCUCCUGUACUGCAUACAAGUGGAAGGCCUUAUUGAUGAGGAGGUCCCCCGGGCGCUGUCCCUGGCUCAGGUGGCGAGGGGUCUCAGGAUGAAGGUGUCCCCUGGCCACUGGAGCCCUAAGGAGGCAGCCCAGAGCCUGCGAGCCCACAUCAGAGAGCAGAGGUCUAGGAUUGUGUCUGCGGGAGAGUCAGGGGGAGAGGGUGUCAACCAGCUAGGGGAGCUGAUUAAGGCUUUGCAGAUUGUGAAGAACCAGGAAUGGGAAAAGAAGAAAGCGAGAUCAAAAGAGAUUGAAGCAAAUAGAAGAAUCCGCCUCGCUGCGCGGGGCUUGCUGCUGGGCCAACCCAGACCGUCCCACUCUGAGAAACCAGACCCCACCCCCCAGAACCGUGACACCCAGCUGAAGAUCCAGCAACUACAGGAGCAGCUCAGGACAGAGAUGGAGGAACUUCUUAGCGGUGGAAAAGUGAGCGUGGACCUGAACCAGGAGCGACUGAGCAGAAUUCAACAGCUGAAGGAAGCGAUUGGGUGGGAGCAGAGGAGUAUGACGCAAACAAGUCAACACACUGCCACCCCAGGGGUUGCCAUGCAGGCAAAAGAUGGUAGUUCCCAGCUUGCUGACUUGGAGCUGGAAUAUACCAUGGCCCUAAACAGAAGGAAGAGACUGAAGGAGGAACACGCCACCCUCAUACAGGGGGAGCUUCUGAAGAUGGAAGAGGAGCUGCAGGCUAAGGAGUGUGAAGGGGAGCCUGCGAGAGAGAUCUGGUGGCUGCAGAGGGAGACGGAGGUCCUGGUUCUUCAGCUGGAAGUCCUGCGGAGGGAGAAGUGCGAGGCUGAGCGAGACCUGGAGAAGUUGCACAGGAGAUACUCUGAGGAGCUGGACUCUCACCGAGCACAGAGCCUGCAGGUUUUCCGUGCUUUCCGUGAGGUGUUUGAGGAACAGAAAGACGCCCUGGACCGCCGCUAUCGGACUGUGCUGAGGGAAGCCAUCCAGGAUGCUAUUUACCUGUCUGCACGCAACCAGCAGCUAGAGGCAGAGAAUGCACAGCUACAUGGUGCACUUGCAGAGCUCAGAGAUGCGCUGUCUGUGAAGAAGGUUCCUGGAGGCUCCCAGCGUCGUCAGCAAGAUACUGCUGCAACCUAAGAUGGAGAAGGAUCGCAGCAUUGCGGAUUCAAAUCACUCAGGAGUCUGCCUGUCAGGAUGUCAAGGGAGGACAAACAACAGCAACUUUCUCAAGAAUCACAGCUUAGUGUAACAGCAAGGACACAAUAGCAAAUCAAAUCAUCACCAGCCCCAAAGUGCUGUUGGGAUGACAAUCUCACAGCAGCGAUACCGACCCUUUAAAAUGUGUUGUUACCUCUUGUUAGCUUUAUUGUAAUGCUAAAGCACUGGUUAUACACUAAUGUGUGUUUUUUAAAUAUAUUUAUGUUACUGUAACUUUUUUCAAAUGCAACACUGAAGCUACAUUCCUGUCUAUCAAGUCAAUAUGUACCAAGACGCAGCUGGAAUUAUACAGCAUAUUAACAAAUGGGGAUAGUUUUGUUCAUUGCAGUAAACGAUAUAGAAAGAAAUAAAUCGGUUCUUUCCAGUUCUGAAAGGAUCCUUCUCCAAAGGAUGUCCUGUAACAGCAGCUUCUCUAUUUUUGCCUAUGUCUCUUGCAAUUCUUUUUCUAUUUUAGAUCAUUUCUCAAACAAUA
This is a messenger RNA of Acipenser ruthenus (sterlet), 2136 nucleotides long. RefSeq lists its product as uncharacterized. Bases 354 to 1583 code for a protein of 409 amino acids. The transcript is spliced from 11 exons. The record is from RefSeq and is a predicted model, not a curated record. NCBI's taxonomy places the organism in Eukaryota, Metazoa, Chordata, Actinopteri, Acipenseriformes, Acipenseridae.